Molecule: messenger RNA, 1461 nt
Organism: Fusarium falciforme
Lineage: Eukaryota; Fungi; Ascomycota; Sordariomycetes; Hypocreales; Nectriaceae
Product: DUF1992 domain-containing protein
Exons: 1
Coding region: 157-1461 (434 amino acids)
Source: RefSeq, a predicted model, not a curated record
UGUCUUCAGCUUUCUCGCCAACUAGGACCAUUGCCACUCGCCCGGUUCUCAUCCCAAGCCGACAAGCCUCAAGAUGAGAGCCAGAAACAAGAGGAAUCAACUAAAAAUGAAGAAUUGAAAAAAGAAGAGCCCGCGCCCGAGAAGGAGCUGGGCCCAAUGGCUCGACGAUUAGAGGAAGCCACCGAGGAAGCCCUGUUCACCGGCGGAAGAGCGGGACGUCGAGCAGUCGAGGACGCAGGCUUCUCGGAGGAGUUGAAGGAGAGACUCUUGAGCAAGAUUGCCGAUGCCAAGUUCAAGUCGGAGCAUGCGGGCGCCUUUACGGAGGCUGGUCUGUCGUCAUCAGCGGGCGAGGGCACGAGACACAUUGCUUCGGCGCAGGCUUGGACGGGGGAGGAGAACACGGCCGAUACGGUGCUCAGGAUGCUGGAUGACGUAAAAAAGCCGCUUGCUCCUGGUCUUAGGGGCAAGUAUCAGCCGCCGCCGGUGGAUAUGCGGCUUCAAAGGGAGCCUACUCGGUCACCGGGACAAAAGGUUGCCACGGCAAGGGAUAGGGUGUCUACAUAUGUCGGCAUGGGAGCGAAGGAUAAGUCCAAGAACGGUAUGAGCGAAGAGGAGAAGGAGGCUUGGCGAAAAGAGCUGCGGGAGAGGUUUGAGCCUGGGGCGAGGGCACUGCCAAACACCAUCAGCGGGCUAGCGGCGCUUGCCAACGAGCGCAUCGAGAACGCCAUCGCUCGGGGUCAAUUCAAGAACAUUCCUCGAGGCAAAGGCGUUGAAAGGGAUGCGAGGGCCGAUAAUCCGUUCAUCGACACGACAGAGUACAUCAUGAACAAGAUGAUUCAGCGACAGGACAUGGUACCCCCAUGGAUCGAGAAGCAGCAGGAGCUCGUCAAGGCUGCUGGCGCGUUUCGGGCGAGGUUGAGGAAUGACUGGCGGAGACAUGUGGCGAGGAUGAUUUCUUCGAGGGGCGGUUCGUUGCAGGAGCAGAUGCGGAGGGCGGAGGAGUACGCUGCCGCCGAGGAGGUUCACAACCCGAUUGCGCGGAAGAAGGCUGAAGAAGAGGGCAUCAAGGAAACCCCGCAAGUUGUGGGAAGACCGUUCCGUGAUGCAGCAUGGGAACAGGCCGAGCACGCAUAUCACAAGCUCACGGUUGAGCAUCUCAACACUUUGGCGCGGAGCUACAACCUCAUGGCGCCGGACUUGGCAAAGAAGCCUUAUUAUGCUCUCGAGCGGGAGCUCAACUCUUGCUUUGCUGAUGUGGCGCCUACGGUGGCUCGCGAGAUUCGAGACCGCGCGGCGGGUGGAACAGCAAGAUCGCUUGGGGGUACUGGUCAGAGGGCCAAGCAGACAGGGCUACUUGAAUCGCUGGCCGGGAGGGGGGACAAUGUCAGGGUACACGUCGAGGCGGAGGAAAAGGCGUAUGGACUGAAGCAGUGGUGGAGGGAUGUGUGGAAGAAGGACUGA